ACUCCCGGCAUGCACGUUUCAGGUCCAAUUAUUGCUAAUGGCGGGUUUUUGUACGAAACAUGCGCGUUUUAAGCUUUUGCACUUGUUUUAUUUGCACUACUGAUGUACCGCAAAUUAGAAGUCACUCGGUUUGUUUAUUAAGUUUGAUUUCGGAGGGAAAACAACGCCAGAAGUGAAGUAAAUACGAGUUAAAGAUUCUGUAACUAUCAUGAGGCAGCUCUUUUUACUACUGUAACUGAACUACACAGAGGCAGCUUUUGUUUGAAUGUGAACUUUAUCUUUAGAGUUUAACCACGUUUAAAGGUGGUUUACGUAGUUUUAAAAUACUUGGACGGUGGCCAAAAGAGCACAUUUUAUUGUGUGCACCGUUAAAUAAAGGAAAUCUGAGAAGGCGCUGAGCGGAAAUGACUUCUUCAAAAUGUUCCUUAUCAAUAAUAUUUCUGUUAUUGAUCCCUGUUGUACAAGUACAAGGCAGCUCCAAGUUAAACAUCCCCAAAGUGUUAUUGCCAUUAGCCAGAAGUACAAGGAUUAUCUUUACUCUUGAAACCACGGAGGGCUGCUACAGAUGGACUUCAACCAGACCAGAAGUAGCAAGUAUUCGUGCUGUGGAAGAAGACACAAGUCGAGGGUGCUCCAGGAAAGCUCUUCUUCAAGCCAUGUCCACUCAGCCCUCCAGACUGACGAGCAUCAUUUUGGCUGAAGACGUUGUCACAGGACAGGUGCUUCGUUGCGACGCCAUCGUGGACGUCAUCAACGAAAUCCAGAUCGUCUCGACAACCAGAGAGUUGCACCUGGAGGACUCCCCGCUGGCUCUUAGGAUUCAUGCACUGGAUUCAGAAGGAAACACCUUCAGCACUCUGGCAGGUCUAGUUUUCGAUUGGACUUUGGUGAAGGACGUGGGAACAAACGGUUUUUCAGAUUCAUACAAUUCACUAAGGGUGCUCAAGUUCUCAGAGUCCACCUACACUCCCCCCGGGUACAUAUCAGAAAUGGAGCGCGUUGGAAAGCAGGGUGACAUAAUCCUCGUGUCAGGACUGAAAACGGGACACGCCCAACUCAAAGCCAAAAUACAGGAGUCACUGUACAAGGAUGUGGGCGCUGCAGAAGUGAGACUGUUGAUUCUGGAGAACAUCAUGCUGAGCCCCGCCUAUGACGUGUACCUGCUGGUGGGGACUUCCAUUCGAUAUAAAGUCCUGAAAAUACGCCAGGGGACUAUUACCGAGCUGGUAAUGCCAUGUGAUCAAUACGAGCUGCAUCUUGAGAACAGCGUGGUUGGGUCCAAUGGAAAUCCUGACCUUGCCGUGGCCAGUCUGGAUCAAAGCAGCUCGAAAGUUACCGCAGUUCAGCUCGGCCAUAUCAAUGUGGUGCUAGAUCAUAAGAGUCUUCGGAUGCAGGGAGUGUCUCGUUUACCCAACAGCACCUUGUAUGUGGUUGAACCUGGAUACUUAGGCUUUAAAAUUCACCCCGGAGACACUUGGGUCCUGGAAACCGGACGAGUUUACGACAUUACAAUUGAAGUGUUUGAUAAGACGGGGAACAGAAUUCACCUUUCUGAUAACGUCCGUAUUGACGCCGUGUUCCCCGCGGAGUACUUUGAAACCCUGGACUCCUCGCUGAACGGAUCGUACCACAGAGUGAAAGCCCUCAGUGACGGCCUGACUCUGAUCGAUGCCACUUUAACUUCUGUUGUCGGAGAAAAUGGCAAGAUUUUCACGCUCUCCAACCCGGUCCACAAUGAGCAAGACGUCGAAAUCUAUAACCCCAUAGUUUUGCGUCCCAGUAUUCUCACGUUUCCAUGGCAGCCGAAGAUUGGAGCGUAUCAGUACACCAUACAGGCCUCCGGAGGCAGCGGCAAUUUCAGCUGGUCCUCGUCCAACAAGGCCGUGGCGACAGUGACGGUGAAAGGGCUGAUGACGACGGUCAGCGACAUCGGCCUGAGCGUGGUUUAUGCUCACGAUCUACGGAACCCGCUGUAUUUUGGCCAGAUGAAGGUGUACGUGGUGGAGCCGGUUGCCAUGGAUUUUGCUCCGUGCGCCGUAGAGGCCAGGAUCGAGCAGGUUCUUGAGCUCCCCCUCAGGAUCUUUGGGCUGCUGGAGGAGAUGGAGCAGUAUCAAGUGAUGCUGAGUGACUGCUCCCACUUUGACCUGCAGGUGGAGGAGGAAAACCAGGGAGUCUUUGAGCUGCUCGACGGGAGACUGGCCCCGGGUCAGGACCACUGCAGCGGCGUGAGGGUGAAGGCUGUUACCGCGGGUUACACCACGCUCACGGUCAGCUACACUCACGGCAACGUCCACCUGAGCGCCAAGAUCACCAUCGCUGCAUACCUCCCGUUAAAGGCCGUAGACCCCGUGUCUGUGGCGGUUGUGACUCUCGGCUCGUCUAAGGACAUGCUCUUUGUGGGGGGACCGUGGCCUUGGGUUUUGGAGCCGUCAAAGUUCUUCUGUAACUUGACUUCUGAGGAUGAGGCGUCCGUCAGUCUGUCUCACAUCGGCCCGCCGUCCUCCAGCUCCAAACAGCACCGGGUCAGAGUCACAUGCAGAGCCCUCGGAGAACAGGUGCUGCAGGUGAUGGUGGGGAACAGAGCUAGCGUGACUAAUCCUUUCCCUGCGGUGGAGCCAGCCGUGGUGAAGUUUGUGUGCGCUCCUCCAUCGCGACUCACUCUGGUCCCGGUUUACGACAGUCCGCAGCUCGACUUCACCUGCCCUUUGCUCCAACAGAACAAACAAGUGGUGCCUGUUUCCAACUACCGAAACCCAAUUUUGGAGCUCGCUGCUUUUGAUCAUCAAGGAAGAAAGUUCGAUAACUUCAGUUCGUUAAGUCUGUUUUGGGAAUCUACAAAAGUUUCACUGGCCAGUAUCGAGCCCACGAAGCCCAUGGAGCUGCAGCUCAUCGAGGACGACAACAAUCAAAAGAAACUUCAUGGACAUCAGACCGUCCUCGUCCACCAUCAAACCGGAAUAGCUGCGAUUACAGUGACCGCGAUGGGCUACCAAGUUUCACACCUCGCAGCAGCUAAAGUCUCUAGCCCUUACGAGCCCCUGACCCCCGUCUCUGCAACUCUGGAGCUGCUGUUGGUGGAAGAUGUCAGAGUUACUCCCACCGCCGUGACGAUCUAUAACCACCCCGAAGUGCGGGUGAAUCUCGCCUUGCUGGAGGGGUCCGGGCACUUCUUUGUGAACACGAGCAUUAAAGGAAUUGCAGCCGUCACAUUUCAGGAAGUGAAAAAAACAGCUGAGGUGGCUCCACUUCACUCUGGGAUCGUGAAGGUGAUGGUUCAUGAUCUUUGUUUAGCGUUUCCAGCUCCGGCGAAGUCUACGGUUCACGUGUCGGACAUUUUGGAGAUUUACAUCAGAGUAGUGGACAAGGUGGAGAUCGGUAAAUCCGUCAGAGCCUACGUGAGGGUACUGGACGAGAACAGGAUGCCCUUCCCUGUUAGUUAUUUCAAAUAUAUGGGUCUGAAACUCAAAGCCGCUUCGCAAGUCGUCGCCUUAAAGCAUUUAGCAGAAUCUUCAGAAAAAGACACGGCCGUUUUCCUCGUAAAAGGCGUCGCGAUCGGGCAAACCACACUGACGGCUGCGGUCGUGGACAGAAAUGAAAGGAAAAUUACAUCUGCGCCGCAACGGAUUGAGGUUUUUCCACCGUUCAAACUCAUCCCAAAACGGAUGACUUUGCUGAUUGGAGCGAUGAUGCAGAUCACGUCUGAGGGAGGUCCGCAGCCUCAGUCCAACAUCAUUUUCUCCGUUUCCAAAGAGGAGGUGGCUUCUGUCAGUGCGAUCGGUCACGUCAAAGGCGCCGCUGUCGGCAACGUCACCGUAACUGGACUGGUUCAAGCUGUCGACGCUGAAACUGGGAAGCUUGUAGUUGUGUCUCAGGACCAAGUAGAAGUCGAGGUCGUGUAUCUGACGGCGAUUCGAAUCAAAGCACCAAUUACGAGGAUGAAGACAGGAGCACAGAUGCCUGUUUAUGUGAUCGGUUUGACCAGCAGUCAGACUCCUUUCACCUUCGCUAACGCUGCACCGGGCCUCACUUUUCACUGGUCCACCACCAAGAGAGACAUCCUGGACGUUCAGACAAGACACUCCGAGACUAAUGUGGAGCUUCAGGCAGAGCAUAAUUUUGGAAUGAGAGUGACUGGGAAAACCCAAGGAAGGACCGGACUCAAGGUGGUUCUGAGGGUGAAGGAUCGUGCAGCGGGACAAAUCACGAACGGCCUUUAUGAGCUUAAAGACGAGACUCAGAUACAGGUUUACGACAAGCUCCGAAUGCUCAACCCUGAAGUCGAGACUGGGCAAAUACUGAUGGCACCAAACUCUGCUCUCAAGCUACAAACCAACAGAGACGGGAUGGGCCUGCUCUCCUACCAGAUGCUAGAUUUCCCUGACCAGGUUGUUAUUGCACAAGUGGAUGAUAAUGGCUUCCUCAGCUCCAGCUCGCUCACUGGCAUCUCCUCUCUGCUGAUCACCUCACAAGAGACCUUCGGUGUCAAUCAAACCAUCAUUCUGGCUGUCAAGGUGCUUCCUGUGUCUUACGUCCAGUUCAUUAGCAGCCCAGUCCUGCUCUCGUCCCCCAGAGACAAACUGCGAGCGUUUCCUUUGGGGAUGGUCCUCACCUUCACCGUCCAGUUUCACUCCACCAGCGGGGACCCUCUCCACAGCUCCAACUCCCGCCUCACCUUCACCACAAACAGAGAAGACCUGGUGCAGAUGGGCUUCGGUGCUGAUAAUCACACUGUGACCGUGAGGACAGUGAACGUGGGGCUGACGCUGCUCGCCGUGUGGGACAGCGAGAAUCCGGGCGUGGCUGACUUCAUCCCUCUGCCCGUGGAGCACGCCAUCUUCCCCGACGACGCCACCAGGCUCAUAGUGGGAGAUGUGGUCUGCUUCAGUGUCCCUCCUCUCAGCCCAGAUGGUAUCCAGGGCACAUGGAGCUCCUCUGCUAAUGGAGUGCUUCAGGUGGAUCCUAAGAGCGGAGCAGCUGUGGCCCGAGACGCUGGGACUGUGACCGUGUACUAUGAGAUACCUGGAUUAGUGAAAACGUACAGAGAGGUGGUGGUAGAAGCUUCCGUCAGAACCACGGCUCAGGCUCAGGCCACACCUUUGAGAAGUGGAGAGGAGACAAAAGUUUACAUUUCAACCCGAGAAAGAGGAACCAACCUUAUCGGCACGUGUUCCUCAGCCCAGGCUGAAGCCAUCCAUGCACUUCGCCCUGAGACGUCUGUGAGCUGCCUCUUGAGUUUCACCAGUGACGCUGUCGGCUUCUCUCCAAACGAUGUUUUCAGAACGCACACCAACUUCGACUGUAACACAGGCUUGUACGCUUGUUCCCUGACCUUGCAGUCUCUGUCGGAGCAGCAGACGCGUGCGCUCAGCAUGUCCCUGACGAAUGUGCUGGUCAAAGCCGGGCUGGAGGGCAGUGCGUUCUCCGGGGAGCAGGUCAGCGCGCGGUUACCUGUGGAGCCGGGUCUCUAUUCCGACCAGAGCGAGCUGCUGCUGUCCAACCUCCAUCCCUCUGCGGAGCUCACGGUCUACGGGCCCACCGCUGCCCUCUCUGGUGUGGAGGCCGCAUCUACAUCUCCAGACAUUUCCGUGCAGGAGUUGGAGGUGCAUCACGACUUCCCCAGUUUCAUAAAGUACUCCGUCUCCGUGGCAGAAUCCAGAGCUUCAGUCUCAGCUUCCGUCUCCAUCAGCUCCUCGUCUGGACAGCGCCUCCUCGUCCCCGUCACUGUGAUGCAUGUGACCGACCCCAGCGCUGCUAAACAAGCAGCUGCCGCUCCUCUCGGGAGUUUGGACGGAGGCUCGGCUCUGCACAGCUUCAUCAACAGCUACCAGACGAUGUUCUUCACCCUGUUCGCUCUGCUCGCCGGUUCCGCCAUCGCCAUCAUCGUUCUCCACACUUUGUUUUCACCAAGAGAACCGCCGUACCAUCCAGCCUUUAUCCAGAGAACUCCACCAGUAAUGGGUUUGAACUCCUCUGGGACAAACUCCUUCAAUAAUUCAAUCCCGAGAAUGGACAUGUCCAGGAGUCCCAGGUCGCGCCUCUUUUCUCCCGAUUACAAGUCGUGAUGCAGCCUUCGGCAUGGGGGGGGCGCCGUUGAGCCUGCGAUGCUUUUGUUUGUGCCUCAAAAUCUCAGGAGAAGUGCUCUGUGGCGUGAGACUGAACAAAGUGAAUGUCAUGCUAACAAAGCUUGGUACAUAUGCAAAUAACGUAUACUCGCGUGUAAUGUUGCUAUUAAGAGGUUUGAGAUCUGAUAAAAUGAUAAUAGGACUGACUACUUCUGCUUAUUUUGAGUGGCGUGCUGCAUCCUCUUCUGUAUUUUGCUCAUGAGUUCAACAAAGGACUGUAUAUGUAAAUGGACAGAGCUAACACGCUAGCUGCCACGUUCAAAACAGGAAGUGAGCAUGAGCGAGCUCUCAGCUACAUCGACUCUGGCUCCGGUUCACUUUACAUCGAAAAAUUGUCUUUAAAUGUUCGUAUUAACCCGCUCUGCAUGAUCCUGGUGUUUUUAUUUCGCUGUUGUGUCCGUGAUUCAAGAUACGAACAUUAAUAACAGACAAAUCAGGCACCGUCAUUCCCGGAUGUUGUGCCUGCUAGCGUUAGCAACAGGUUUUGAUUAAAUGCGUUGCUAAGUGCCCGCUCCCUGCUAAAACAGUGGUGCUGGCGGGAAAGGGCGUUACUUUUAACAGCCUUGCUCCGGAUUGGCUCUUUGGUUGCUAUGACACUCGCAGUCGGAAUUCCAAAUAUGGAAUUCUACUCCAAAUUAGCCGCUAUAACUACUAGCCUCGAUUAGCUUUACGCUGUCACAUUCACUUCGUCCACUUCUUUAUACAGUCUGAGUUGAACAUGUUAAUACAGAGCAGUAUUAAUUUUAUUUUAAUGCUGAGAAACAAUCACUAUUUUUGCUUCGAGUGGCUGCUUUUGUUUUUUUUUUGUUUUUUUUUUUGUUUUUUUACGUUUUCAGAUGUGAACUUUGGGUGAGAAAAACCACAAUCUUCUGUGACUUUAGCAAACUUUACCUCUUUAUUUAUUAGGAACCAUGUCCGAAGCUAAAACGUCCAAUUAAAGCUGCACUAAGUAGCUUUCUGAUUGAAGCUCUGGCACUUCUUGGAGAUACUUCUUUCCCGGGAAUGUCCCACAGUAUGGCAUUAGCGAUCUACUUUGGAUCUAUUCAAUUGCAGGUGUUUGAACGGCUCCUAAAACGACCUCUCCAGAGAUCUGACUUGUAACUCGGCCUAACAACGUCACCUGCUUGUUGAAUAAGUUUUUAAUGGCACACUGUGGAACAUUACACACGGAGAAAUCACAUCUCGGCGGACACGAGCAGCAGAAAAGUUACGUAGUGCAGCUUUAACAAAACGCAUUGUGACAAAUCCUACAAAUGUGCAGAAAUGAGAUAAAAUACUGGAUUUUUUUUUCAGUUUUGGGGGCAUUUGAAACAGCAUCACUGAAUUUAAUUAUAAACUGACUGAUUAACCAAUGUGAACCAGUUGGCAUGUGAACCGUAAGAUUUUACCUGGACUUUUUUUGUUGUUGUUUUUUUUUCUUUUCAAAGCUGUUUUAUGUAAUGUGGUUCUGUAAUAUGCAAAGAAGUCCAGGGAUCGAUUACUGUAGCACUGAAUCACAGGAGCCUUGUGACUUAUCUUUCAAUGACUGCAUUUUGUGAUUGCCAUUUGGAUUAUAAUUUGUUUGAAAAAAUAUAUAUUUAUAUGCAUUCGAUUGGGAAGAUGAAGAUAUAUUUUGUUUCUUUCACGAUCAGCCAUGUGUACAGCUUAUACCUGUUUGCUUGUUUGUAUAAACUAUUACUUUUCCUAAUUAAAAGUUUUUAUUCUUUA
This is a messenger RNA of Periophthalmus magnuspinnatus, 7829 nucleotides long. RefSeq names its product nucleoporin 210 (gene nup210). Lineage: Eukaryota; Metazoa; Chordata; Actinopteri; Gobiiformes; Gobiidae. Bases 405 to 6062 code for a protein of 1885 amino acids. Gene Ontology annotation, cellular component: nuclear pore. The record is from RefSeq and is a predicted model, not a curated record. The transcript has 40 exons.